CAAUUUGUUUAUACUUAAUAGAGCUCGAUUGCAUAAGGAGAAAAUGAAUUACCUAAGUUAUUCAAACUUUCUUUUGACAUACUUAAUUAUUGUAAUAAUGACAAAUCACUUAAAUACAGAAGAUUUGGGGACGAAGAACAUAAUAUUUUUAUACGUAGACGAUUUACGCCAUCUACACGACAAAAAUGUAAACUUACCAAAUAUUAAAAAAAUUAUGGAAAAUGGAAUUACAUUUAAAAAUGCAUUUUGUCAGCAAGCUUUAUGCGCUCCGAGCAGAAACUCUCUCCUAACUGGUCGUCGGCCGGACGCCUUACGUCUCUAUGAUUUUUAUAGUUAUUGGCGUCAUGAAGUAAGCAAUUUUACAACACUACCACAACUAUUAAAAGCAAAUGGCUAUCACACAUAUUCCAUUGGUAAAAUUUUUCAUCCGGGCGCAAGUUCGAACUACACCGAUGAUUACCCAUACAGUUGGUCAGAAUUUCCUUAUCAUCCACCAUCUGAAAAAUACAAAGACGCGGCGGUAUGCAGAGAUAGAAUAACAAAACAGUUACAUAGUAAUCUCGUUUGCCCCGUUAAGGUGAAUGAACAACCCGAUAACACUUUACCCGAUUUACAAUCUUUGAAAUUUGCUAUAAAUAUACUAAAGGAAAAUAAAUAUAACCCAUUUUUUCUUGCCAUUGGAUUUCACAAGCCGCAUAUACCUUUAAAAUUUCCAUCACAUUAUUUAGAAAAAAUACCGAAGCGUAAUGUAAAACCGCCAAAGUAUCCCAAAAAGCCAGAUAAUAUGCCAUUAGUUGCUUGGCAUCCGUGGCGUGAUGUUCGUAAAAGAGAUGACAUACGGCAACUUAACAUAUCUUACCCUAUGGGUAUUAUGCCACCAAAAUGGACGAUUAGAAUACGACAAAGCUAUUAUGCUGCCGCUUUGUAUAUCGACAAUUUAAUUGGUAAAUUAAUGAGAUAUGUCAAUAAUAGUAAUACGAUUGUAGUACUAACUAGCGACCAUGGUUGGUCGUUGGGCGAGAAUGGUCUAUGGGCAAAAUACAGUAACUUUGAUGUAGCAUUAAGGGUUCCACUGAUUUUUAAUAUCCCAGAAAUUUCACCAAAUAUUAUUGACACCCCAGUUGAACAAAUUGACGUGUUUCCAACUAUAGCUGAUCUAACUGGAAUUAAAGGAAUACCAAAAUGUAAGAAUACCAGAGACAAAUCAAGACUAUGUUUCGAGGGUAGAAGUCUUCUUCCGAUAAUGGCGGGAAAAAUUCAAAAUGGCGGCUUCGCUAUAAGUCAAUAUCCAAGACCGUCUGUAAAACCACGUAAAAAUUCUGAUUCGCCUCGUUUAAAAGAAAUAAAAAUAAUGGGAUAUAGUAUAAGAACGCAACGAUAUCGUUAUACGGAAUGGAUAUCUUUUAAUAGUACCACUUUCACAAGGAAUUGGAACAAAGUGUACGGAAGUGAAUUAUAUGACAAUUUGUUUGAUCCUGAUGAAUCAAAUAAUGUGUGUAAAGAAGAUAGAUAUAGAUAUAUUAGAAAGAAAUUAUUAAAAAUACUAAGAGAUCAAGUGGAAAAUAAAUAA
Molecule: messenger RNA, 1570 nt
Organism: Papilio machaon (common yellow swallowtail)
Lineage: Eukaryota; Metazoa; Arthropoda; Insecta; Lepidoptera; Papilionidae
Gene: Ids
Product: iduronate 2-sulfatase
Exons: 4
Coding region: 44-1570 (508 amino acids)
Molecular function (GO): iduronate-2-sulfatase activity
Source: RefSeq, a predicted model, not a curated record